Messenger RNA from Thecamonas trahens ATCC 50062, 5527 nucleotides. RefSeq lists its product as uncharacterized. Lineage: Eukaryota; Apusomonadida; Apusomonadidae. The coding region runs from base 96 to 4382 and encodes 1428 amino acids. Gene Ontology annotation, biological process: signal transduction. The transcript is spliced from 2 exons. The record is from RefSeq and is a predicted model, not a curated record.
CCACCAGCUGACCAGGUGACGAGCCAACCAGCUGCGCACAAGACAGACCGAGGGAAGGAAUACGAGCUGAGUUGCACACUCUCUGGCAAGCGAGCAUGAAACGGUUUCGCAGCAAGGCGUUGGCCGUGACGGCUGCGAGCAAGUUCCGAGCGGCUGCAAAGCAUGGCGCGAGCAAGAUGGCAGGGACCAAGGCUGGGCGCAAGAUCCAAGGCAUGGCAGAGUCGGCGUACUCGCGGACACCGGCGGGGAAGCGGUAUGCGGAGCGGAAGAUGUCGCGGCUGCGGGCAGAGGAGGACGCGUUUCUGGUCGAUCUCAUGGAGGCUCAGUUUGACGCGGAGACGAUGACCUCAGUGGAGGCUGCCAUGGCCAAGGCACUGGCAGAGGUUGGUCUCGAUGGCGAACGGGCGCGCGGGCGCGGCGGCCAGGUGGACAUGACGCCCGAGGCUAUUCCCGGCUGGGCCGGAACACCGCUGGCCGAUGGCGAGUUUGAGGUCGGCGUCUGCGCCGCGAGCGAGGACGUCGAGUUUGCGAACGCCCUUGCCGAGGUCCUCAUCGAGGGCGGGUUCUCGGUCACGACGGACCACGCGGCGCUCCAUAACACGCGAGUGUUUGUCCUUGUCUACUCGGAGUUUACCGUCGCCGAGGCGCCGUCGCGGCUCCUCACCGACGCAUCAUCGCGGUUCAACAAUGGGCUCACGACUAUCAUUCCUGUCGUCCACCCGCGAUGCUCGCCGUACGUGCUGGACAAAAUCCCCGACUCGCUCGCGUACGCGCUCGCCAACACCACCUGGUUCAACUUUCAGUUUGACCUCGAUCCGAUGUCCGAGGUCUACGACGACCUCGCGUCGACGCUCAACAACUACCUCCGUCCGCACGAGGCCUCGUGGUGGCUCACUGGGGUGUGGCGGUUCGAGCUGGUGGUGACCGGCGAGGCCGGCUCGGCCGUCUACGAGGUCAAGGACGUCCUCGUGUACCUCGAGCAGCUGGACGCGACGGCUGUCCGUGGCCUCACCGUCGACGGCAUCGCGUUCACUGGGCGCCUCGACGGGACCUCGCUCUCGCUCACCGGCCGGUACGCCGGUCGAUGGGUCCAGGACUCGGAGGGGUGGCAGUCCGAGUUUCUCGGCUUUGUCUCGCACUACGAUCUCGUGCUUCGCAACGUCGGCCACUCGCUCGAGGGCACGUACGCCGACUACACGCCAGAGGGCGGGCUCCGGCACGGAACUGCGCGCGGCGAACGUGGCGGCUCGGGCAUCACUGGCUUUUACAAGCUCGCCCUUGACGAGACGGACAACCUACCGCUGGCGCUGUACCACACUGGAGCAACCCGGCUCGAGCUUGCCCUUCCCGGCGCGUACGGCACCGUCCUCGACGGCGUGUUUGACGGCAACAAGUUUACCGUCGCCGCUGAGCUUGGCCCGCACAAGGCCAUCACCUUUGUCGGCUACCUCAAGCGCCGCGACGACGCCCGCCUCCACCUCAAGCGGCACCACCUCAAGGGAGUGUACUACGCCGUCGAGGGCGGGCUCAACAUCGUCGGCGCCCGAAAGUUCAAGGCCAAGUACUUGACCGAGUCGCGAGUCGGCCUCGUGCCCUCGCCGCCGCUGUAUCAAGCCGGCUACGAGGGCGAGACCGGCGGCGAGACUCCGCCGGACGCCAGCGUUGACUCGAUGCUGCACCAGCGGCUCCUCGACGCACAUCUUGGAACGGGCACUCGGACGUCUUCGGCGGCAUUUAGGCAGUAUGUGUUCAAUCCGCUCGCGGACGGCGAGUUUGCCGCCGUCAUUGCCGGGCCGGACGACGUCAUCGCACAGCACGCAAGCUCGCUGGCAGCGGCACUCGAGGCUGCCGGCGUCGGCCCAAUCUCCACCGACUACAAGGCCCACGGCAGUUCAGCGAGGACCAUGGUCUUACUCCUCUCGAUGGCUACCGCUGGCGACGCUGCACUGGUUGACUACGUGUGCGCCGCAGCGGGGGCAGGCAUGCCGAUUUUCAACGUCGGCGUCGCGUCAUGGUGGGACAUCUUCUGCUCAUCCGCGUGGGAGCCGGCGGCGGCGUCGCGGUUCAAGGCAGCGCUGGCGCGGCUGAACAUGACCGACGCGUCGACGCUGCAGCCAGACCACUCGUCAUUCAAGGCACUGGUGGCUUCGAUCAGGUCGCACAUUGUGCCGCGGCAGCACAUUCUCUCGGGCGCAUGGAUGCUGCGGCCGAGCUCAAUGUCGGCCGACGCGGUGGGAGCGGGAGUAGCCGAGGUGCCUGCGGUGGCGACGUCGGCAUCGGCAUCGGCCGCCGCCGAAGACCUCACCUACUUUCUGCAGGUCUACCAGCAGCCGACUUCGGACGCGGUGACCGCAGUCGACUUGCGCGGCCACCGGUGGAGUGGCCGGUUGAGCGGGGCAGAGCUGGUCCUGACCUCGGAUGGGAUGGAGAUUAUCAUGUCGCUCUCUGAGUGCGGGACGGUGAUGCAGGGCACUAUGCAGACCACGUCGCACGACGCGGUGACCGGCAACGACAACUGGGCGGCAUCAUCCCAAGGCGGAGUGACCAAACGCGACAAGCUUCUCGGCUCGGCGCAGUGGAUCAAGAAGCGGCUGAGCAAGGUCAAGUCGUACCACUACACCGGGACGCUUGAGGCCGAUGGGCUCUCGGGCCUGUUCUUCGAAAAGCCCGAGGCCGAGCUCGACGAGGCGUCAGCGAAUAUGGUCCAGCGGGCACUGGCCUUUCACGCCGAGACCGGUGGUUGCAAGCGCGCCGGCGUGGAAGGCGACGCUGCUACGGCGUCGCGCGUGGUCUCUGCUAUUGCCGAGCCGCGGUUCUUUGGUGUCUUCCAGCGCGGCGGCUCGCGGCUACUGGUCAAGUACGCUGACUCGUUCUACAACGGAACCGUCCGCGAUGGAGCAGCCAAGUUUGUCGUCAAGACCAAGUCGGGGGAGUACAAGACUGUGGUGGGCCGGAUUGUUCAUGGCCGCUCGGGUACGUUUCUCCGCGGGUACUCGUACACCUCGCGGCGUGGGGCGUUCAAGCUCGCGUACCGGGCCAAGAAGCAUCUCUCCGAGGAGAACGUGCCUGUGAUUGCCGCUGCAGACGAAGCCGCGUCCGGAGUUCUAUGUCCGCUCGCGCUUGUCAUGGACGUCGUCGAUGGCUACUGGGCCGCGCUCCUUGCCGGCGAGUACAGUGUGUUUGUCUCGCUUUGGGUUCCCGGGACGGACACGACGCUGUCGCGGACAGAUUUCGCGGCGCUGGCGGCGAGCGUGGCGACUGCGGAACCGCCAUUCGGCGAGUACGUUGAUGCUCAGUAUGUGGGGCGGAUCCCGAUUGAGAACGAUUCACUCGAGGCGUGGCGGUAUGAGUUUGAGUGCCAGUUCACGGCGCGGAGCCUCCGAUACUGUUUCUUCCUCACCGACGGCGGUAAGAUUGUGCGGGCCAUGGCGCAGGCGGACCGGACAGCCCACACCCGGGCGUCGCAGCAUGACGUAAUGAUCUCGUACAGGUCAACCGACGCCGGCUUUGUUGACGUCUUGCAGGCUUACCUCGAAGACCACGGGGUCUCGGUCUGGCGCGACCGGCGGAUGGAGGCCGGGACCGACUGGUCGUCGACCAUCGCGGCGGCGUCGCGUGGAGCGUCGUCAAUCCUCAUCUCGGCGCUCUCGCGCAACUACCUCGCCUCGUCGCUCUGCACCAAGGAAGUGCGACUGGCCGCAGAGCUGGGUAAGCCGAUUCUUCCGAUUAUUCUCCCUGCGACAGCCGAGCCAGGCGAGGGUGGGCGGCGGAUGGUGGCUGCUCCGUACGAAGCGUCCGGACCACCGGCAACGAUCGCGCGGGCGCUUGCUAACGUCACCAUGGUCGACCUGCGUGGGGCGUACAGCGGCCCGGACCCCGAGGAUGGCCGUGCUCUGCGCAGGGCGUACCCGACGCAAAUGUCUGCGCUGCUCCGUCAGAUCCGGCACUCGCUCGCCUCGGGCAUCACGUGGGACGUGAGUGGCAAGUGGCGGCUGUCGAUGACGUCUGUUGGCGAAGAGGCCGAGACCAUGGCACCGACGCUGGAGCUAGUCCAGUCAGGCUCGGCCGUCACCGGCGCAGCCUCACUCUUCAACGGCAUGGUUGCGCUCGAGGUAGACGAGGCUGCAUCGGGUGCGCUCGGAUCACGGCUCUUCUUCACUCUUCUCUGCGACGACCGGCGGUGGCAGUUUACGGUCCGGGCCAUGCUCGCAGUCGACGGCGAGUCAUUUGAUGGGCUCUUCUGGUCGCCGUCGGGCAACCGCGGGGUGAUUUCGGCCGCCCGGGUCUCACGUCGCGAGUCGGUCAACGUCGGAGGAAGGUCAUCGCGCAACCUCGAGUCACUUGCGGACGCGGUGGCGAGCGCGUUGGAGAGCAGCCCUUAGCGGAGCGGUCGUUGCGCGCCGCAGAGUGAGCAUGACGAAUGCGUCAGCCACAGCCCUGUGGCUGAGUCUAAGUUGUCAUCUUUGUUUCGGCGGUGGUAGGCACCGAGUUGGUCGACCGCCGCCGUCUGUGGGCGAUACGAUUGAUCCGAGAGAGCGUCACCGAGCCUGGUGGAGUCGGUGUCGUGUCGUCUCGCGGCAAGGGCUUGAGAGCAGGGGACAAGGAAAGUGCCCGCGCCCGGGAACUGCUCCGAACCCGAACUCUCCGCUUGCGGGUGACGGCAUGUGAGACCUUUGAGGCGUUCGAGGCAUCGGAUGCGCCCGAAGCUUCGCUGCUGUUGCCAUCGCCAUCGAUGAUGCGGCUGUUGCGUGCGCGAGCAACAGCCAGAUGCGUCCCGACUUGACCAUGGGAGGCUGACGAGACCAUGUUGCGCGCCGAUCUCGUGCGGAGAGCGCGUGGCUCGCGCGGGCUAGUUCUGGCCAUGUUGCGGUGGGUUUUGGUGCGACGGACGGCACAACGUUCGAUCUCGUAUGACGACGUGUGGGCGCGGGCAGUUUGCGAGCCGUUGCGAUCUUGAAGACAGGCAUGGCCACGAGGCGAGAUGACACCCGCAACAUGAUACUCGGUUGAAUGGAGCGAAAUCGAGCGCGGGCGGGACAGCCUGGUGCCAGACGGAGAGCGGCCGCGCGAGUUUGCGAGCCUCUCCGAGGGCGAAGUGCCCUCGAUCGAGUGACGUACAAGUGCUUCGACGAGGGCAACACCGGAUGGUGGAUCGGCAGCCGUGUUGGGUGGACUGCUGGUGGCGAGGGAGCUGGCCAUGGGAAAGGUGUUGGUUGUUGACUUGCCGAGCGAGCUGAGCGCUUGCUUUGUAGUCAUGCGAUUGGCGAGCGCCGGUGCGGCCACAAUGUCGCUGGGGAUGGCGUCUUCGUCGGGCCAGACGCUGGCAAAUACGUCACCAGUGAGCAGGAUGGCUGAUCUGGCGAUGCGCCGCAUGCGGUCGUCGGUAAAGCACAGCGAGCGAGAAGCAAGGUCAGCUGGAAGCAUCUCCCAGAUUUCGCACGGCUGGGCGAGGCCGCUGAAAACGAGGACAGCCAACGGCGCAAGUGCAACAGCGGAGCGGGAGGUGCUCGGGCUAGGCGAUGACGAC